Molecule: messenger RNA, 4819 nt
Organism: Rhipicephalus sanguineus (brown dog tick)
Lineage: Eukaryota; Metazoa; Arthropoda; Arachnida; Ixodida; Ixodidae
Exons: 11
Coding region: 232-3306 (1024 amino acids)
Source: RefSeq, a predicted model, not a curated record
ACGAACGGCGCAGCAAACUGCGUCAUGGCGGAUGUUCACGCUGACCUCGGUAAAAUAGCAGAACGCGUACGGUUUUUGGCAUCGACUCCCAGGACCAGUUUCUUCGCGCCGGCGGCCCGCAAGAUAAGUGCGCUUCAUUAAUCGGCGCAACGAGCGGCGAGCGGGACAAGUUUUGCAAACGAUAUAGGUGUCAUACGAGUCACUACCAAGGCGCCCCGUCGCAGCGCCAAUAUGGCGGACGCGGAGCCACAACAACAAAACCUCAUGGUGGUUGGCGCGAGCGGGGGCCAGGGCGACGGCCCCGCGGUCGCCGACGGCAAACUGGACGGUGAUGCGACCCCGGCGCCGUCGGCCGACGUCUCGACCGCUGACAUCCUGCAGCAGGCGUUCCAGGAGGCCUCGGCGGGAGGCGAGUACGACGAUCAGGUGGUGGCGUACGCGCCCGAAGUUGACGGCGUCGCGCUGCAGCCGCACGGCGACGAAGAAGACCUUGCGGACGGCAUCCUGCGCCAGGAGGUCGGCGAAGACGCCCAGAUCGCCGACAAGGCGGCCCUGGUCGCCGCCGUGGACGGCGACGCGGCCGCCGGGGCCCACGAUCCGGCCACUGUCAACAGUUCGGCGGGAAGCGACGUGUCUCCCGUGCUAGCCGCGCAGGACUUGGCGGCGGACGCCGUGGAAGGCGCGGGAGGUGCCGCGCCCGUCGAAGCCGCCGAGAACGGAGAGCUGUUGCCUGAGAACGGCGGCGGCGGCGUCGAGGGAGUCGCCUCCGCUGACGGGGCCGAAGAAGCGGUCGAGGCGAUGGCUGUGGACGCCGAAGAGCCGUCCCCAGCUCAGCAGCAGGACGAGGAGAUGGGGACCGCGGCGGAGGAACAACUACCCGUCGAGGACGACGCCGCUUCGGCGGCUCCCAGUGCUGCCGACGACGACGAAGAGAGCGUCGAUGCCGGCGGCACCGUCACGAUUCAGCCGGCAGUCGCGACCGCGGCGUCGCAGCAGAAGCAGAGUACGGCGCCCCUGGGAUCGUCGGAGAACCCGAUACAGAUCAUUCAGCAGGGCAACACGUACCAUUCGACCCAGGUGCUGUCGCCCGAGCAGCUACAGCAGAUUGCCCACGUGCUGCAGCAACAGCAGGUGAAUCGGGCCAUCCAGAACGGUGGCUCUGCGGUGGUGUUCAACCCGCAGACCAACACUCGCAUCAUCUACCGGGUCAUCUACCCAUCGGAGUUGAGCAAGCAGACAACCUCUCGGCCCACGACAACCCGGGGUCGGGGUUCGUACUCUGGUCGGGGUAGGGGUCGGCCGCGUGGCCGGGGUCUCGCCAGGCGGGUCGUGGAGGAAGACGACCCGCGUAGCGACGGGCCCGAGCUCUCGCGCGAGGAGAAGGAGGAAAAGAAGAAGCACCGGCCGCGUACACGCUCGGGCCGCAUCUCCAAGCCGCCCUCGUACAUGGUCAAGGACUACAAGCGCAUCCACCAUCUGGAUUUCGACGAUGAGCCGUACGACGACUCAGACGGUGGCUACUCUGAUUACCAGGUCAGCGACGAUGAGGAUCGCAACCGGCGUUCCACCGGUUACGGUGGGAGGCCGCGAAACUUCAAGUGUCCGACCUGCUCCAAGUCCUACAUCGGUCGGGGCGGGCUCUGCAGGCACCUCAGGCUCUACCCGGACCACGGAAACCCCUCAGAUGUUGACGAGAUGGUCGCCCAAGCAGGCGAGAGCACCACUACCACCGACACACCUCCGACGAGCGGCAGCAACAACCCGGCCAUGUACAUGGCAGCACCGCAACGGGGUCGGUAUGCCGACCUGGCCUCAAUGCGCCGGAAAGCUCGGCUUAAAGAGGUGACCAAAGCUUGUCGAGAGGAGGAGCUGAUGGAAGUGGUCCUGCCGCGCCUUGCGGAGUCUGUCUCUCUCUGGGAGUUUCUGCUUACAAAGUGCGAGAAGGGAGACCCACCGCAGUUGCAGAUCCCAGAAAUGCUGAUUCAGCUGGAAGAAGUGUUGCGUGAGAUGCGGGCGUUGAGCCAGGAGAGCCUGGUGCCCGUCGAACCCGGUGAGGAGGCAGCCCACGUCGGAAAUCAACUCAUGAAGAUCGAAGAUGAGAGCGUGGCCCAGGCGAUGGGCAUCACAACCGGCCUCUACGCCAUCCGCGAAGAGGAGGCCGUCGCGAAGGUGGCGCCUGUCGCUCGCAAGCGGCCGCGUGUCGAGUCUGAGAGCAGCCAGAGCCAGCCAGCUAGCACGACAGAGGCCUCCGGCGUGGCCACCGGCACUGGAGGCAGCGGCGUGGAGUUCGUCACGCCCGAGGAGAUGGUGGCUGCGCUGCAUGGGGAGCCGCUGCCGCCCAACAAGCGGAUACGACUCGAUGACGAGGAUGCGUUUGUCGUGCUCACGGGCAGCGGCGUAGACAGCGAGGCGGCGAAGGUCGAUGGCAUCAUCGAGGCGACGCUGAACAGCGACAGCCUGUCGGAAAACAUGCUAGAAAACCUUGAGUUUGCGGGCCUGCCCGUGACGGACGAUGCCGUGACCAACGGCAACGAUGAGGAUGCUCAGCCUGCGACCCCCGUGCCCGUCACUGCGGUCACUGCCACGGCCUCAGCGACGCCCGUGACGACUGCGGUUACAGCAACGCUGGGCGGCCAUGCGGAGACCUUUCAGUUCAUCCAGCAGGCUGGCAAGUCACAGCUGCACAAGGUGCAGAUCCUGCCUGGCCAGUCGCUACUGAACCGCAACUUUGUCCGGGUGGUGACAUCGUCCGAGAGCUCCCUGCCUCCGCCAGCAGAAGAGGUGUCACCGGCUGCGGCAGCGCCGGUCACAAUCGCCAAACACGAGUCGGCAACUCCCCCCGAGGCCACGGAGGCAGCCGACGCCAUACUUCCGGCCGAGCCGGAAGAGGAGCCACAAGCCACAGCAAUAAGCCAAAAGCAGGCAGACGUGCAGGUCGUCGAGAGCCACGGCAAUGAUGACUCUCAACACGAAAUCACCCAGGUGGUCUGCGCGGACGACGGAGAAGCAGUCAACGGCACCGUCGCGGCGGCGCAGCCCGUCAUACGGCAGUACAUGCUCCCCGACGGCCAGAUCGUGAGUGCCUACGAGGACGCCGAGGGCAGCCUAGUGCAGCUGGAGACUCCCGAGGAGGAACAGACAACAGCACUGGGCAACGUGGUCAUCGUGCAGAACCCCGACGGGACCACCACACUCCAAGUUCCCAGUGACGGCAGCAUCCCCAUCGAAACGGUCCAGGCCCUGCUGGCCAUGGAUCAGUCGGCCAUGGUGGUGCACACGCAAGACGAAGGCAUCGAAACGGCUUGAGUUGGUUGGCUUCGGGAUUGGAGUGACGCUUUAGGUGCCAUGUGGGAAACGGACUUUUGGGCUCGGAAACCGAACUCGCCCGACACCAGAUCUGUGCCACGAAGAAGAAGUGUGCGAGCAGGGCCGUAAAUUUUUUCCGAAGUCGCACGUCGGCCGAUGGCAGGCUCGCAGCAGUCCAGAGGCAGGUGCGGGGAGAUGUUUAUUCGGCGCAACGAACUGGGUCACAGCACCAUGUCGCAAUGGAGGUUACUGUAUCGCGCAAUGAACUGUGCGUACGACACGAUGCAGUGAACAGCGAUGUGCACAGUGGUGACUGUACAUCAGGGUAACGCACGUCUUGUUACGCUUUUUUUUUUCUUUGUUAGUGUGUCCCUGAUGCAAGCAGCGUCUUAUUGAUACUGCUUGAAAAUAAUACAUUUGUUGGGCCGAGAACUUUUUUGGUUAACAUAUUCUUCUGAGUUAGUUUUACAAUGACUCUUCUUUUUUUGCUGUGUGCUUAUACAAAAGGAUUCGCGAGAUUUUUCUUUGGCAGAAGUCACUGGCAAGCAAUACCAGCCGCAAAAAAAUUAUGAAAAAAGAAAGCCGUUUACUGCAUAUUGGACAAGUGUAGCACCAUGCUAUGUAAAGCAACAGCUUUCAAGAUAAAAAGCCAGGCCUUUCUUUUUUCUUUGUUGCACCUUUACAUAGACAGCAAAUGCACGCCUGUACAAAAGGUCUCGUCCGCUUUACAUGUUUUUUCAUAUUCUACAAGAGCCAGGUGACACGGGGCCCGAGGAAACAAAAGAGUGCUUCUUGUGGAUCGAUACUUUUUUUUUGUCUAUGACUCUCGCUCGUGUCCAUAUAUUCACAUGUACAGUCCACCCAUUCAUUGUCAGCACUGUUUACUACUACUACAUUGGCAUUGCAGACCGAGCGACGACAUCGUUACUGGUCUUCGAGCCGGUCAAAGCCAGUCUCGACGGCCUCUCCACAUUCAUUCUUCUCUUUUUUUUUCAUAGUUUGCAGAAGUUUGAUGUGUAUAUAACCAAUUUCAGCGCUACCGCGGUUGCUUUUUUUGAAACUGCCGCGGCGGAGGUACGACAGAGGGCCGACAGAACGCGGGGGAGCGUUUUUAAGUCGCAGAAGCGGUGACUUCGACGACAACGCGAUUUCUUUCUCUCUACCCUGGCAAGUACAAUUUGAGUGUCACGUGCGUUGCGGGAAACAAAAAAAAGCGCGAAUGGCAUGGACAGGACAUUUGAAAGCUUGCACAUUUCGAAGUUUGACGCCGCGAUGCGCGUACGCGUAUACCGCGGGCGUGGUCAAAGUCGGCAUUGCCAACACGCCUGGCAGGCAGUUUGGUAAGUGCUAUUGGACUAAAAAAGGACUUGUACAUAGGCCUAGCACUUUGAAUGCUUCUCAUAUCUAUGUUGCCCAGCCUUGCCCGACAAAUGGGCAGGCCUUUGCUUAGCUGUUAUAAUGUCUCUCGUGUGCUUCGCCAUGGAGCACGUUGCACCAACUUCUGUCUUUGUUU